This is a messenger RNA of Macrosiphum euphorbiae (potato aphid), 540 nucleotides long. NCBI's taxonomy places the organism in Eukaryota, Metazoa, Arthropoda, Insecta, Hemiptera, Aphididae. The record is from the annotation of a GenBank genome assembly.
AUGAUCACAAGGAUUCUUGAUUUCAAGUUGAAAUUAAAAAAAAUCAAAAAUUUAAAUGAAUAUAAUAUGAAGAACAAAACUAUUUAUAUAGAAAUUAAAAACUUGAAUAGUAAUUUAAAAAAUAAUAAUUAUAUUGUAUUAAACAAAAUAAUUCAAGAACGAUAUGGUAAAUUUAAACUGGUCGAAAAUGUAAACAAUGCAUUUGUGAUUCUUUUCGAAAAUAGUAUAUCCCAAGUUAAACGUAUGCGUGAGGAUACUAAAGAAUUGGAAAACCAGUAUGGCUUUACAAUACAAAUUAUAGGAAAUCAUACAGAAAAAGUAUUAUCAUUGGAAACAAUAGAUUUAUUUAAAGAUUGGGGCUUGUUGUGUGCAAGAGUUCUCAGUGAUUUAGAAUUGAUGAAUUUGUCAUUAACCAGUAAAGAAAUACAAUCCCGUGUUCAACAAUUGUGUGACUCAAUAUGUAGCUUUCAAAUUGGUACAUAUUCAAAUAAGAUUCACAUUUUUGGUCUCGAGCUUAUGUCUAGCAACAGAUACAACUGA